AUGGGACCUUUUGUUGAAGCAUGCGAUCUCUUAGCUCUGUCGAAGAUGCACUGGACACCGGAACACGCCCAGCCCCUCAACCAGUGGCCAGAGCAGCACCUGGACGUCUCCUCCACCACCCCGUCGCCGGCCCACAAGUUGGAGUUGCCCCCUGGGGGUCGCCAGCGCUGCCACUAUGCUUGGGCACACGACGACAUCUCUGCCCUCACUGCCUCCAACCUCCUCAAGCGCUACGCCGAGAAGUACUCGGGGGUCCUGGACUCGCCCUACGAGCGCCCCACCCUGGGCGGCUACGGCGACGCCGCCUUCCUCAACGGCGCCAAGGGGGACCCCGAACCCUGGCCGGGGCCAGAGACUCCUUACCCCUUGGCCUCGCUCCACGAGGGGCUCCCGGGAACCAAGUCGGGCAGUGGGGGCGGCUCUGGGGGUCUCGGCGGUUCCCCGGUUUUAGCCGGGAACCUGCCUGAACCCCUCUACGCCGGCAACGCGUGCGGAGGCCCGUCGGCGGCGCCGGAGUACGCGGCGGGCUACGGCGGGGGGUACCUGGCGCCGGGUUACUGCGCGCAGACAGGCGCCGCGCUGCCCCCGCCGCCCCCGGCCGCGCUCCUGCAGCCCCCGCCCCCGCCGGGCUACGGCCCCUCGGGGUCUCUGUACAACUACCCCGCGGGGGGCUACGCCGCGCAGACGGGUUACGGGGCCCUCCCGCCGCCGCCCGCUCCGCCCCCGGCCCCCUACCUGACCUCCGGUCUGGCGGCGCCCACGCCCCUGCCCACGCCGGCCCCGCCCCGGCCGUCACCCGCCUCCUACGGUUUCCAGGGGGUAGCGGAGGCCGGGGUGUCGCUGAAGCGCAAGGCUACAGACGAGGGAGCCGAAGGCCGCUACCGCAAGUACGCCUUCGAGCCCGCCAAAGCCCCGGCGGCCGACGGCGCCUCCUACCCCGCCGCGGACAACGGCGAGUGUCGGGGCAACGGGUUCCGGGCGAAGCCGCCAGGAGCGGCGGAGGAGGCGGCAGGCAAGUACGCUGGUGGCGUCCCCCUCAAAGUCCUGGGCUCCCCCGUCUACGGCCCGCAACUUGAGCCCUUUGAGAAGUUCCCGGAGCGGGCCCCGGCGCCGGCUCCCCGCGGGGGCUUCGCGGUGCCGUCAGGAGAGCCUCCUAAAGGUGUGGACCAGGGGGCUCUGGAGCUGGCGACCAGCAAGAUGGUGGACUGCGGACCGCCGGUGCAGUGGGCGGACGUGGCGGGCCAGGGCGCGCUCAAGGCGGCGCUGGAGGAGGAGCUGGUGUGGCCAUUGCUGAGGCCGCCCGCCUACCCCGGCAGCCCGCGCCCGCCGCGGACGGUGCUGCUCUUCGGACCGCGGGGCGCUGGCAAAGCGCUGCUGGGCCGCUGCCUGGCGACGCAACUGGGCGCCACGCUACUGCGCCUGCGCGGAGGCACGCUGGUCGCGCCGGGCGCUGCCGAAGGCGCGCGCCUCCUUCAGGCCGCCUUCGCGGCUGCGCGCUGCCGCCCGCCCGCGGUACUCCUCAUCAGCGAGCUGGACGCGCUGCUGUCCGCCCGGGACGACGGCGCGGCCGCCGCAGGCGCGCUGCAGGCGCCGCUCCUGGCCUGUCUGGACGGCGGCUGCGGUGCGGGAGCCGACGGCGUGCUGGUCGUGGGCACCACUUCGCGGCCCGCGGCCCUGGACGAGGCAACCCGCCGGCGCUUCGCUCUCCGCUUCUACGUGACGCUGCCCGACGGCCCGGCCCGCGGGCAGAUCCUGCAGCGGGCGCUGGCCCAGCAGGGCUGCGCGCUGAGCGAGCGGGAGCUGGCCGCCUUGGUGCAGGGCACCCAGGGCUUCUCUGGGGCCGAGCUGGGGCAGCUGUGCCAGCAGGCGGCGGCCGGGGCAGGCCUCCCGGGUUUGCAGCGCCCCAUCUCCUAUAAGGACAUGGAGGCAGCGCUGGCCAAGGUGGGCCCUAGGGCCUCACCCAAGGACCUGGACUCGUUCGUGGAGUGGGACAAAAUGUACGGUUUCGGACACUGA
Messenger RNA from Budorcas taxicolor (takin), 2016 nucleotides. RefSeq names its product fidgetin like 2 (gene FIGNL2). The coding region runs from base 1 to 2016 and encodes 671 amino acids. NCBI's taxonomy places the organism in Eukaryota, Metazoa, Chordata, Mammalia, Artiodactyla, Bovidae. Gene Ontology annotation, molecular function: ATP hydrolysis activity; microtubule severing ATPase activity; ATP binding. The transcript has 2 exons. The record is from RefSeq and is a predicted model, not a curated record.